Messenger RNA from Pterocles gutturalis (yellow-throated sandgrouse), 2049 nucleotides. Its product is annotated as unconventional myosin-VIIa. Lineage: Eukaryota; Metazoa; Chordata; Aves; Pterocliformes; Pteroclidae. The record is from RefSeq and is a predicted model, not a curated record. Gene Ontology annotation, molecular function: ATP binding; cytoskeletal motor activity. Gene Ontology annotation, cellular component: myosin complex. The transcript is spliced from 15 exons. The annotation marks the transcript as partial.
AUGUUGAAGAGGAAGAAAGUCGUUUUUGUGCAGCCAUGCCCUGAGGUGGUGGAAGAUCAGGAGAGAGACCAGGGCAAGUGGACGCUCCUCCGCAACGUCAACCAGGCCCUGAAGCCCACAACCAUUUUAGCGGGGGAUUAUGUGUGGAUGGACCUCAAAACCGGACGGGAAUUCGAUGUCCCCAUUGGAGCGGUGGUUAAACUGUGUGACUCUGGACAGAUCCAGGUUGUGGAUGAUGAAGGCAAUGAGCACUGGAUUUCCCCGCAGAACGCCAGCCACAUCAAACCCAUGCAUCCCACCUCCAUCCAUGGAGUGGAGGACAUGAUCCGCCUGGGGGAUCUGAACGAAGCGGGAAUCCUCCGGAACCUGCUGAUCCGCUAUCGGGAGCAUCUCAUCUAUACAUACACCGGUUCCAUACUGGUGGCAGUAAACCCCUACCAGCUCCUACCCAUUUACUCACCUGAGCAGAUACGCCUGUACACCAACAAAAAGAUCGGGGAGAUGCCACCACACAUCUUCGCAAUCGCUGACAACUGCUACUUCAACAUGCAACGCAACAACAAGGACCAGUGCUGUAUCAUAAGCGGUGAAUCCGGAGCAGGGAAGACAGAAAGCACAAAACUGAUUCUGCAGUUCCUGGCGGCGAUCAGCGGUCAGCACUCCUGGAUUGAGCAACAGGUCCUGGAGGCAAAUCCCAUUUUGGAAGCUUUCGGGAAUGCAAAGACCAUCCGUAACGACAACUCCAGCCGGUUCGGGAAAUACAUCGACAUCCACUUCAACAAAAGGGGGGCCAUUGAGGGAGCGAAGAUCGAGCAGUAUCUGCUGGAGAAGUCCCGGGUCUGCAGGCAGGCCCAGGACGAGAGGAAUUACCACGUGUUUUACUGCAUGCUGAGAGGAAUGACGAUGGAGCAGAAGAAGAAGCUGGGUCUUGGGAAAGCCACAGAUUACAAUUACCUUGCGAUGGGUAACUGCACAACCUGCGAUGGCAGAGAUGACAGCAAGGAGUACGCCAACAUCCGCUCCGCCAUGAAGGUCCUGAUGUUCACCGACACAGAGAACUGGGAGAUCUCCAAGCUACUGGCUGCCAUCCUGCACAUGGGGAACCUGCAAUAUGAAGCUCGGACCUACGACAACCUGGAUGCCUGCGAGGUUGUUCAGUCAGCAUCGCUAAUCACUGCAGCAUCGCUGCUGGAGGUUGACCCUCAGGAUGUGAUGAACUGCCUUACCAGCCGGACUAUCAUCACCAGGGGUGAGACUGUCUCCACCCCUCUCAGCAUGGAACAAGCGCUGGACGUGAGGGAUGCUUUUGUAAAGGGAAUUUAUGGGAGGCUUUUCGUGUGGAUCGUGGAGAAGAUCAACGCUGCAAUUUACAGACCUCCUUCCCAGGAACUCAAGAGUGUCAGGAGAUCCAUCGGACUCCUUGACAUCUUUGGCUUUGAGAACUUCACUGUGAACAGUUUUGAGCAGCUUUGCAUUAACUUUGCGAAUGAGAACCUGCAGCAGUUCUUCGUGCGCCACGUCUUCAAAUUAGAGCAGGAGGAGUACAACCUGGAGAACAUCAACUGGCAGCACAUCGAGUUCACUGAUAACCAGGAUGCCUUGGACAUGAUUGCCAUCAAACCCAUGAAUAUAAUCUCCCUCAUUGAUGAGGAGAGCAAGUUCCCCAAGGGUACAGAUGCCACCAUGUUACACAAGCUGAACUCCCAGCACAAGCUUAACACCAACUACAUUCCUCCAAAGAAUAACUAUGAAACCCAGUUUGGCAUUAACCACUUUGCUGGAAUUGUUUACUACGAAACAAAAGGAUUCUUGGAGAAAAACAGGGACACGCUGCACGGAGACAUCAUUCAGCUGGUGCAUUCCUCAAAAAACAAAUUCAUCAAGCAGAUCUUCCAAGCGGACGUGGCAAUGGGAGCGGAGACGAGGAAGCGCUCACCGACGCUCAGCAGCCAGUUCAAGCGGUCGCUGGAGCUGUUGAUGAGGACUCUCAGCGUGUGCCAGCCCUUUUUUGUCCGCUGCAUCAAGCCCAAUGAGUACAAGAAGCCCAUG